This is a messenger RNA of Owenia fusiformis, 915 nucleotides long. The record is from the annotation of a GenBank genome assembly. Lineage: Eukaryota; Metazoa; Annelida; Polychaeta; Sabellida; Oweniidae.
AUGAAAGUCUACAAAAGAGGAGAUAUUGUUGAUAUCAAAGGAGAUGGUUCUAUUCAGAAAGGUAUGCCACACAAGUCCUACCACGGCAGGACAGGACGUAUUUACAAUGUCACACAACAUGCUGUUGGUGUUAUCGUCAACAAGCGAGUCAGAGGUAGAAUUAUUCCCAAGAGAAUCAACCUCCGUGUAGAACACAUCUCUCACUCUAACUGCAGACUGGAUUUCCUCGUCAGAGUGAAGAAGAACGAAGAAAUCAAAGCAGCAGCCAAGGCAGCUGGCACCAAGCCAGAUUGCAAGAGACAGCCACAACAGCCCCAUACAGCACAUUUUGUGAGGACUCGCUACAACAAGCCACAGGUCAUCCAGCCAAUUCCUUAUGAAUUCAUUGCAUAGACUCUAUACGUGUGGCUGAAGUUAAUAAAUGAUGAAAAAAACUGAAUUGAUUGGUGUUCACUGUUCUUUGUAUUGUUAAGUGAUGGCAGUCUAUAGCACAGUCCUAAUGCGUUGUAAAUGAAUAAUACAGAGUCAGUUUGGGCUAUUUAUGUGGUCUGUGUAGUAGACUGUGUUCAUAAGGUUACCAUUAGCAACACCAUGUUGGUUUGUUGAUCAACACAUUAUGUCAGCUAUUGUCCCAACUUGAAUGUUCCUUUGGUCUUAUAUGUAUUGUGUUGUUAUGUUGCUGGAUUAACCACUCCAAAAAUACGACUCAUCUAAUGAAAGCUUAUUCUAAGUCUACUAGUAAAUGAUAAUAAAAACAGAAUUUAGAAAAUUUUGAAGGGUACUCAAGAAGUUGAAAAAUAAAAUAACUAAUCAAGUGUUGAUAAAAUCAAAUAAUGGUGAAAACUAAGCUAAUUCAGAGUUAUGGCUUUCACGAGAAGAACCUAAUUAGAAUCUAAAAAUCUUCAUAUUGAAAGA